UUCGUUCGGUGCAAGAUGAUCGUUCGUGACUGUAGUGCAUUGAUGCUGAUCGUCAUUGGUGGUGGCUUUUGUUUUCCACAGACAGCCCAACAACCCAUUGGGGAUCAGUUGUUAUCCACUAGUCUGUUUCAGUUGAUAGAAUUUUAUAAGCAACCCGACCCGAUAGGGUUACCAAUCGGAUCGACGCUGGACCCGAUGCCGAUUCCUCCGUUCAAACAUUCAAUCGCUCUGGCAAAUAUGCACAUGCAAGAUGUUCAGACACACGGAUUGUCCAAGCUGAGAGUUCGACUCUUUGGUGUAAACCUCAACGAAAUGUGCCUCCGCGCUCAGGUUCACAUGGAGGAGCUUGUGAUUAAUGGUACCUAUACACUGAGUUCAUUGUUUCAAAGUUCGAGUGGUUCGUUCCGGGUGCUGCUUGGCAAUGCUGUGACUUCAGGUAACGUGAGUCUCAUUGUUGACUACGAUGGUUUUCUACGCACCAAGAAUAUCGAGCUCGAUUUUGGCUUCGAAGCGAUGUCUAUGCACUUUGAGAAUCUAGGAUUUAUGGGUCGCCUAUUCCAGCGGUUAGUAAACUCUGCUCCAAACACGGUAACCGAUAUGAUUAAGCCGUUCUUGCUGCAAGAGGUUAACGUCAAAAUACAACAAGAGAUCGACGGUCAACUUGCGGAACUAAUGGAGCAGCGUGGUAUUUCCUUCGCAAAUUCAGUUCCACCGGUGGAUACGCUAAUUGCUGAAGCCCGAUUGUUGCUGAAACGGAAACAGUACGAUCCCUACUUUAUUCCAGAUUACAGAAAUUCAGCUGGUAUACUAGGGGUUCAUUUGUCACAUACGUGGCUUCGAGGAUUAGCUAGUUUCUACCGAAGCGAUGAAAUUGAUGUUACUGUACGGAAUCACACCGCAGAACUGGUGCUGCAUAUGAGUACGAGUCGACUGGAGGGUUCUACGCAGUGGGAAGUUUCUGUGAUUCGGGAGAGUUUCGCACGCUCCGGAAUGGUUCAAUUUUCGGUUGAGUUUGUUCGUGUUGAACUUCAGGUGCAACAGCCAUUGGAUCUGCGAAGAAACCCCAGCCUGAUAGACCUUCAGCUUGAGAUAGGCAACAUUCAGAUACAUUGCCUGGGAGCCGGAACGCUCGACUAUUUGAUUGAGGCGGGAGUUAAUAUCUUGCCAAAUUUGCUACGAUACCAAAUUGCGGACGCAAUCGAAGGACCGCUAAAAGCGAGAAUUCGGGAAAAAUUUGAGUGCAUGAACAUGGAACAGUUUGUUAAACAGCAUGUGGCGGAUUUUGAGCGACGGGGCGCGAAUUUCCACAUUGACUGGCGGAUGUGUGAGAGAAAAAUUCCUGAGUAUUAG
This is a messenger RNA of Wyeomyia smithii (pitcher-plant mosquito), 1350 nucleotides long. RefSeq lists its product as uncharacterized. The transcript has 2 exons. The record is from RefSeq and is a predicted model, not a curated record. The coding region runs from base 16 to 1350 and encodes 444 amino acids. Lineage: Eukaryota; Metazoa; Arthropoda; Insecta; Diptera; Culicidae.